Molecule: messenger RNA, 9691 nt
Organism: Plutella xylostella (diamondback moth)
Lineage: Eukaryota; Metazoa; Arthropoda; Insecta; Lepidoptera; Plutellidae
Gene: Alk
Product: Anaplastic lymphoma kinase
Biological process (GO): positive regulation of kinase activity; regulation of neuron differentiation; multicellular organism development
Cellular component (GO): plasma membrane; signaling receptor complex
Molecular function (GO): transmembrane receptor protein tyrosine kinase activity; ATP binding; protein binding
Source: RefSeq, a predicted model, not a curated record
GUCAAAUAAAAUAAUCCCCCUCUUCAAGUUCACGCAUUUCGAAUCCCUUACUCGAAGUCACUCCAACCAAAUCACUUUGCGCUUGUUCAAAACUUCGGCCACUGAUAUUUACCUACUUACAUUUUAUGACGUAGGUAGUUAUAUCAGAUACCUAUAGUUAAAAUGAAAAUCUUCUGAUUUUAUGAAAGCUUUAAUAUAAUACCGAAAUAGGUAGGUAUUGAUUCACAAAACAAUUUCCAAGUCAACUUUGCAAAAAAAUCGGUUUACCGCUUUAUCUGCGGGAAAUCUAAAAUCACAUUUCCGUUUUCCGACUUUCCGAGACAGAUCCACCGACUGAAAGCGACAACCGUCCGCGGCUCGCGUAAAUAAAUCUGAGGAAAUUGCUUCAGACUACAUCCGGUGUCGUUAAGAUUCGCUCAGUUUCGCGGCAAUUUUGUGCGCAGCCAAUGGGAAGAGCGCAUUUUAAUGCUGACCAAUCAAGGGCUCGCAUUGCGGAUAGCGAUCCUAAUUGAGCCAAUGCUAUUACCAUCCUGCAACGCGACGAUAUCCUGCGUGGAAAAGCCCGGGAACGCGCUCUGGAGAAAUCACCUGCGCAGCAUCGCUCCAAACGCCGCUGCGAGAUCACAUCUCGCGAAAAGUAAUGAUUAUUUUGGUCCACAGACGUUUAGUUCUGCGUACUCCCGUCUGGACGAUGCGCGGCGCACGGGAAUCCGUAUUUUCCUACAAACAGUUAAAAUGUAAUAAUUCGUGGUGAAAAGUGUGGAAAAUCGUCGCGUAGUUUUCCAUACGAUUGUUUUAAGUGGACGUUUCAGUUUUGUACGGAUGUUGAGUGGGUUCGCGGGUGUUGUGUCUUGACAGCGGGAGAUUGGCAUUCAAACAAUUUCGUGACCCUCCAUCGCCCAUUAGCUGUUUGUGCGCGUAUUGUAUUGCGAGGUGUGGGCUGUCGCUCCUGCCUAGUACUUCAUGUAGUGCGUAGAAUGUGUUAAGUGUACCGCAGAGACUCCGUGUGUGGACAGUGCUAACAUGCCCCCCAUCCGAGGUUUAUCGACCGACUUUGGAGGCGUGUCUUGGAGACCGGCCAUAUUCUAUCUUCGCACUUCGCCACAUUGCGUGAGGUCGCGAUCCUGAACAAUAAACAGGGACAAUUCUAGCGUGCGUGUGCCGUGUGGGACUCUGUUAUGUGGGCGAGCGUGCCGCCAGCCGUGCAAUAUGCGUUGUCCGAGAAGUGCGACCGAGGCGAGUGGCCAGAGACCAGCCUAAACACCACCCAGCUGUAAUGGCGCUGGCUAAAGCGGUACUCAUCCUGGUCUUGAUCGCGGCAACCGUCGCCGAUUACGACAAUGAAGUCGAAAGCGAGGCUAAAAAAGCCGUGGCGGCGGAAAACGCGCAAACCCGAUCAGCGAAUCCGGGGAAGGAGAAAGGCGCGUUCCAGAAGCUCAGUCUCAUGCUGAACAGAACUGAAGACGGGAAGAGACGGCGCGGCAAAGAGAACCUGUCGAAAAUCUUCGAGAUGAACCGCAAACACAAGUCUCAGAGCGAACGCCAUGACCACAACGACAUGUUGAACGACAAUGAAGGCGCCAUCAUCAGCGAAGCUGAAAACGAUACUAAUUCGUUAACAAUAAAGAUGAAAGAGCUUCGGAAAGACCUUCCACCAGCUUACGAGGCGGUCAACAAAUACACAGUCAUGCCAAAGAUCACUGGUGUCUUCUGCAACUUUGAGAACAGUUCCCAAGUAGACAUGUGUCUCUGGGAAUGGAACACCACUGUGUCUAACUACGGAUUGGGGUUCAAAGUGGCGACGGCGGCUGAUGUGGAAAGGAUGAAUGACUCCACUUCAGGGUUGCGGUUUUCAGGGCCAAGCACCGAUGCGGAUGGCAAUGUCGAUGGUCACUUCUUGUACCUCCCCGUGGACCCCACUACCGACAACAUGGUGAUCAAGUCACCACCCUUCAGGGGACUUUGGGAGUUUUGUAAGUUCGAGGCCCACAUCCACCAGUCCAAGAUGGCCAACGCGAGCAUCCGCCUGGUCUCAGAGUCCACCAGCAGCGAGGUGCAGUGGAUUCUACUGGAGCUCACCGGGAACAACUUGCAAGUCUGGCACCCAAUACGCUUCACCAUCGGCAAAGUCCUCCAAGAAGUCCGAGUCAUGCUGGAGAUCACUCGCCCGGCGCAGAUCUCGCUCAACCAGCCGUUGCCCCACAUCGCUGUGGACAAUAUCAGGAUGCUGGAGUGUUUGCCGGAACCCCCGGUGUUUAAUGGGGAGUGCCAGGCUGGGCAGCUGAAGUGUAAUAUUAUUAAUCAAGAAUCCUGCAUCAAGCUGCAACAGGUGUGCGAUCUAGUCAGGGAUUGUGAUGAUGGCAGCGAUGAACAUCGGAAUUGUGAUAAAAUGCCGUAUGGAGCAUAUUGUAACUUCGAACAAGACAAUUGCGGCUUCGAGAAUGUACCACAACCGAUCUUAAAAUGGUCCAGACACAGUGGCCCAACUCCGACAGACAAGACUGGACCAAACUACGACCACACGUGUGGACCACCAGAGCUUUAUCCAACCUCAGUCGUUGUCCCACCCCUUUACCCUGCACAUUUGAACUACACUCUGUCCUGUCUUGGAUACUAUUUCUUUGUGAACAUGAACGUGACGGGUCCAAAUAAGGAGAAGGCGGAUUUUGCAUCGGCUGCCAUUAUGCAGUCGGUGCUGUUCAACCCACCUCCCUCGGUCCAUGGGAAUAUUAGCUCGCCGUAUUAUAAUUGCUGUAUGAUCCGCUUCUACUACCAGCAAAACGGCCGCAACUACGGCUCGCUCAGCCUCGACGUGGUAGAGUUGACCGCCCGGGGCAACAUCACCACCCCGCUCUGGUUCUCUACGAAGGACAAGGGAGAGAACUGGUAUAGGGCGGCCAUCUUCCUUCCUAAUGUUACUAGGAGGUACUUCUUUCAAUUCAGAACACGCAUGGGCAUGCGAAUAUACUCUGACUCGGCUAUAGACGACUUCUCUAUGGCACCAGAGUGUUUCGGACUGAAUAUACCGAAGGAAGACUUGAAAGGGUACAACUAUUAUGAGCCACUGCUGCAUGAGAAUACUACGCCGCAUCCAGACUUCCAAGAUCGGCCAUACUACCGUUUCUCCACUUGCGGUGCGACCGGCAGAUUCGGCCCCAACCAGACGAUGUGUGACACGGCCUACCACAACACUGACGUGUCAGUCACUGUGGUGUCAGCACCCCCUUUCCAGGGCAUACAGGUGUGGGAGGUGCCGGAGGAAGGGUAUUAUACUAUAAUAGCGCACGGCGCGGCCGGCGGCCUGGGGUCGGCGUGGACCGGAGUCUCCCACGGCGCCACGGCCCGGGCCAUGUUCCACCUGCACAAAGGAGAACUCAUCUACAUGCUGCCUGGCCAACAGGGGCUGAACGCUUGUAAGAAGACCCUCUCAGCGCAAGACAGCCAGGAGUGCGCGCGGCGGCCGCAGAACAGCUCACAGCUGUACACCAGCAAGACGCAUGAAGUGAGGAACACUCACGUUCAGGACGGUGGCGGGGGCGGCGGCGGGGGGACCUACGUGUUUGUGCGCGGCAAAGACGGUGACAUCCAACCGCUCCUAGUGGCGGGGGGCGGCGGCGGGGUCUCCGUCGGGGUGUUCAGAGACGACGGCUCGCAGCACGGGAAGACCUUCACUAACGCCACGCCCGAGUCGGGGUACAUGUAUGGGCAGCCGGGGAAGACUUCUGGAGCGGGCGGCGGCUGGCUAGCGCGCUCGGGCCCCUCAACCCCUGGCUUCGAGCUGGUCCGAGGGUCCGCUCUCAGGGCGGGCGGGGCGGGCGGCGCGGCGUGCACCGGGGGCGCUGACGGCGGCUUCGGGGGCGGCGGCGGCGGCUGCGUUAGAGGGGGCGGCGGGGGUGGGUGGCUCGGUGGCAACACAAACCAAGGCCUGCACGGCGGUGGAGGCUACUCCUACAUCGAUACGACUCGCUCUGUCCGUGAGCUGAGCUCAGUGAACAUUGCCAAUCACAUGAGUUCGGGGGAAGUUAUCAUCAUACCCGCUAUACAUGCCUGCGACUGCGACUAUCGCUGCGUGGCCCUCAAUGAGUUCCGGAGCGAAGUGCGCUGCUACUGCCCCACCGAGAGCUGGUCCCUCGACGCGCCAGAUGGCACCAAGUGUGUCUUCGAGGACGACUGGCUGCGCAUCCCGUGGUACCUGACGAUGGUGAUGUCGGGCGGAUUCAUCGUCGCCCUCGCCAUUGUGUUGUGCGGCUGUCUGUACCUGUACAACUCCUACCAACGCAAAAAAGAGGCCGCAAUCCGUCGGAAACACCUUCUAGAGCAAGAAGUCCAGUUGCACCGCCUCCGCAACCCGCCAGGGGGCGGGGAGGGGGCCCUGUCAGCCUUCAACCCCCACUACGGGAGUGAGAGCAUCCUACCCCAGGGGAUAGAUGUGAGGGGGUUGCCGCAAGUCGCUAGGGAGAGCCUUAAGUUGGUCAAGGCCCUCGGACAAGGCGCGUUUGGUGAGGUCUACCAGGGUCUUUACAAGCAUCGGCUUCAGGAUACGGUGGAAAUGCCGGUCGCAGUCAAAACACUACCGGAGUUGUCUUCGAGCCAGGCUGAGUCCGACUUCCUUAUGGAGGCAGCCAUCAUGGCAAAAUUCAACCAUCCAAACAUCGUCCAUCUGAUUGGAGUAUGCUUCGAUCGGCAUCCAAGAUUCAUAGUGCUAGAGUUGUUAGCUGGUGGAGAUCUGAAGAACUUCCUUAGAGAGAGUCGUCCGAGAAUCGAAAGGGCCACGGCUCUCACUAUGAAGGACUUGCUUCUCUGUGCGUUGGACAUCUGCAAGGGUUGCCGAUACUUGGAAGCUAAGCGGUUUAUACAUAGAGACAUCGCUGCCCGCAACUGCCUGCUAACCUCGCGUGGACCGGGCCGAGUGGUGAAGAUAGCAGACUUCGGCAUGGCCCGAGACAUCUACCGCUCAGACUACUACAAGAAAGGUGGCAAAGCCAUGUUGCCCAUCAAGUGGAUGCCUCCAGAGGCUUACAUCGAUGGAGUGUUUACUAUUAAGACUGAUGUUUGGUCGUUUGGUGUCCUGCUAUGGGAAGUGUUCUCUCUUGGAGUCAUGCCGUAUACAGGGUGCUCCAAUAGAGAGGUCAUGGAAAUGGUCUCAGGGGGUGGAAGACUUGAAAAACCUUAUGGUUGUCCUGACGAAAUCUAUCAGCUUAUGUGUGAAUGCUGGAACCCCAUUCCUGAAGAGCGACCGACAUUUGCCUCAAUGUUCGACAGACUUAAUACUUUCCUUCAGGUGGAUCCAGAAAUCCUUAGCAAUCCAUUGCCAGUACUUCGUACUGCUCUUCCACCGUCUGAAGAAUUUAACACAAGACCUAAUGGAAUACAGCGAGCCCCCCCUCUGGACUACCUGGUGCCGCUGGGACCGAACUCCGAGCCGCAGCCCGAUAGGCUAACGGACCCAUUGCUGGAUGCUCAUAGCAGCUCCCCAACGGUGACACCAGAACAGCAGAAGGAUUUUCAAUAUCCACCUCUGCUGAAAGCAUCACAAGACUAUGGCAGAAUUCCAACGGGCGGGUGGAGAGACGCAAGAAGCGACGCUGGCGCUGGCUCCUCUCACGAGAAGAUCACAAAGUUUCUGCCGUCUAACUCCACUGACAGACUAAUAAGCUCAGCUGAAGAUCAAUCGAUAGACGACGACGAUGACGAUGAUGACCUGGACGAAGAUGAUAUGGUUAAACCAUACAAACAGAAACCAACAUGGAAAGAGACUUCUUUCAGUCAAGUGGCCGUCACUGUAGAGCCGAAACCCAAAGAGGCUGCACUAGCCGUCGACAAGCUAAUAAGCAUAACACCGACGUCACCGAAACCACCAGAAAAUGCAUUAUCUAAAGCCAUAGACGCAGAUAAGCCUAAAGACAAAAAUUUGGCAGUUGAAACAAAAACGGCACCAAUUGCUUCCCCUGACCCGACAAGAAUCAAUGCAUGGGCUAACAACCCGCCACCUCUUACGGCUAAGCCUAAGCCUUUAUGUCUAGACGCUGCACAGCUGGAACAAAAUCUGAACGCAUUAAAAAAGAACUCGGGCUCAGUUAAUCUGAACACUAUGAAUAUAUUACCGCCAUACAUUAAUGUGGUCACACCUAACAAGCUCUCCGAAUCAAAGACUAUAAAAAUUGAUCCCAAAAAGGCGGUAAUACACGAUUUGCAAUCGCCCAAAGAGGAAGAAGUGGUUAAAGAGGAAAGCAAACUGAAAACCUCUAGUUCGGCUGCUAGCCUUUUGAAUGGACCGAUGACUGAUGUCCCGUACGCCGACAGUGAUAAUGCCUCAUCGGGCUCCAGUAAUGCGCCUAACCACAUCACAAACAUACAGAAGAGCGUUCAAAAUAACUAUCAAGAAGUCAAUGUAGGCAAGAAGAAAGUGACAAAACAGGGUAGCAAUGGCGGCACUGAAAUAGCAAACGAAUCGGAAAUCAGCUGCUAAACGCCGUUUAGUUUAAAAAUGGAACGGUUCGUUUGGAAAACAAAGAGUUGUAUUCUUGAAAAGAAGGCCGUCUAUCGAAGUUCUAAAACUGAGCUGUUAUUGGUUGUGGUGCGAAAUUAAUCAUGUUUUAUACGAAUAUAAGUGAAGUGUCACCGUUGGUAAACGCGGUUAAAACGAUUUUAAACGUUAGUGAAAUAUUAUUACCUGUAAAUAUAUAAGGAUUUUUUAAAUACACUGAUAUAUUUAGUGACUGUUAUUGAUGUAGGUAAACUACGAACGGAAGAUAAUCAAUUGGUAUGUAAGGCCGUAACUUAGGAAAAUUGUAACCAAAGCAUAGCUUUAAGAUAAUAUUUUUUGUCUUGUACAAAUUGAUGUGUUGAUUUUUUAAAUAUUUAAUAAAAUAUAUUAUAAGUAAGUGACAUAGACAUUGUUGUUUUACAAGUAUGUAUAAUGUCUUCCCGAAGACCAGCUGGCUUGUAGUUGAUUAAAGUAUAAAUAUGUUGUUUAUUACAUUUGCUCAAUGUGCUCAAAUAGUUCGCCAUGUCCAGUGUUCCAUUAGCAAUAUUACAUUUGGCAGAAUCUAUAAGAAAACCAUGCCAUGCAUCUUGUAUAUUAAACCCUAGCCCAUAACCUUAAAUGUAAAUGGCUAAGAGAACACAGCUUUUUUAUAAAAAAUAAAGUUUUUUACUCUAAUAUUUAAAGUCCUCCCUAAUUUUCCCGUUUUAUACUUUAUUUCACUAGCUACAUAGAUUUUUAUAAGAAGGUUUUUUUUAAGUUUUUUUGUUUUCAACAUUUUGGGUUAAGACUACCAUAAAAAUCACGCAAAUUAAGUAUAACUAUACCUACUUAGAUAUAAAUAGGUGUGAUUAUAAACUUUACCUAUAGAUAUGAAAACAAAAACAAUGAAACAUUCUCUCUUUCAUACUUCAUACCCAAUCAGAUACCUACUUUGGAGAAACAGAAAGAGCAAAAAAAUAUAUAGGUAGGUACACAGUCCGUGUUUCAAAAAAAUGUAAUAAAUAAAUUAGGUUGUUAUGUUAUUUUUCAUUUUAUGUGAUGAAAAUUGCGUGUCAUUUUCACUAUGUGAAGGGAACUUUUUAACAAGAAUCAGUUCUUUUACUUAUAAAGUUGUUUCAAAACGCCGUUAUUAUGCAAAAAGAACUACAGUUUCGACUACACUUUCAUCGUCUUUUCUAAAUAAAAUCAACGCUGUAAAAAUCUAACUUUCAUAAAGAUUUUGCUCGAAGAGGAUCUCUGAAUAGCUCUGUAUAAUUUUCUAAAGAAGUUGGAUAUUUAAUUUUUUCCCACAACCCUAUUAUUAAAGAUUAAUUUAUUUUAAUAAUAUACCUAGUAUUUUUUAUUUUUUUUUGGAUUUGCAAAAUAUAUUUUAAAAAAAUACAAUGGAACUUUGUAAUUAGAUUUUAAGUAAGAUCCGCCCCAGUAAAUUGAUGAAAAUAUGAAUUAUUUAUAAAUCAUACAUACUUAAGUAUGAAGUGUUGGAAGUACUAAGUGCUAAAGAACUUUCAUACCAACCGUAGUUUAAAUUCAUUUAUGUUAUUGAAGCUAUAUUGAAAUACAGUAUAACAAUUAACUAUUUAAGGUUUUAUAAAACUUUAAUAAGGCACAUGAAAUUAAAUACGUAACAAAAGUCAGACUCUCCUCAUACAUGUAUACCUACUUGUUAGUGCAUAUAAUUAUAUUAGAUCCAUAAGUACUUACUGAUUUGUUAUCAUAAAACCAAAGCCUGAUAGCGUAGGUACGUACCUAUACAUUUUUGUCAAUUUCGCACCUUAUUUCACAGCGUCACAAAACACAGAAUGACAAAACAGAAAGAGAUUUGACUCAGAAGUUAUGAUGCUAAAAAGUAUGAAAUUUUAUGUCUACAGUUUUUUUUGUAUAUUGUUGAGUAUUCUGGGCAAAAUAGAACAUGAAAUGGUAUCCGCACUGUAACUAUUUAAAUGGUUGAAAAUUGUAUUUUCGUGUUUUAUUCAAACCAUACUUUUUUUGUAAAAAUCCGUCUGCUGAUGUUAAAAUAUGAUGAGUUCUAACAAAACGGAUUUAAAAUGUCGUAUGUGUUUAUCACAUAAGUGGAGAGGCUUUAAUUACAAGUAAGAUAUACUUAGUAAAUUAAGAAUAUUUAUAACAAGAAUAUAAAUUAUUUCGCUUUUUUGAAUAGUGCCAGCAGUAUUUCUUGUAAUGCCAACUUUUCAUGCAUUUAUAUUUAUUUCACAAUUAGGCAUGAAAUGACAGGGUAUGGGGUUUUUAUUGCUUUUAUAAAUACUUACCUAAAGAAAAAUCUCCUAAAUGUAUAGUCUCCUAAAUAUGUAGCACCAUAAAGCAUAUUAAAUGGUUUUUCCAUUUUCUUUUUUGCUCGGUGAAUAACGUUUUACUGUCACUAGAGAACGACGUUGCUCAAUUUUAGAAUAUUUCUUUUAUUAUGAUUCCUUCUUGCUUUUUAAAUAAUAAUUCGGAAAAAGGAAAAUGUGGUUGUGACAUAAUGUAUAAAGAAAGAAAGCUAAAAGACAUGGCAAAGUUCCUUUUUAUAUUUCUACAGUGACUUUGAAAUGUUAUUCCCCUUUUUAGUUUUAAGAGACCAAUUCUAUCAUCUGGAAUUUUUUUUAUUUGGAAAAAAAACAACGAAUAUUUAUCAAUUCUCUUGAUCUAAAACUGAAAAUAUUAUGCUUAUGUUAUUUAGUUUGUGUUCUUCAGACACACAAGCACAAACUAACAUACUUAGCCUUUAUUAAAUACAAAAAAAAAUAUUUUAAUGCACUUUGUUUUAAUCGAUUUUUUUUUUGUAAAAAGUUUAAAAUGUUUUAAUUAAAUAUACCUGCCUACCUUAAAUAAAAAAAUCACAUGAUAAGCUUUUCAAUCAACGCGAUGUGUGUAAUCAAAAUCAUAUACUUACAAAAUAUGUGUAGUUAAAUUGUGCUAAACACAAUACAUCUCUACAUUACUAGUAUGAACAAUGAAACAUUAAGUAUAUCUAUCGUGCAGUGAAAUUCAAUAGACAAAACUUGACGUUGAUCUGUGUACAGAUGUGUAUAAUAUACCGAAUAACCAUUUUUAUAUAACAGUAGGUAUGAAAAUGUGCUUUGAAUUUACUGAAUGUGCACAUUAAUUUAUAUAAUACCUAUUGCAUGUAUGUAUGUGAGAAUGAAAUGUAAUAUUUAUAAUAUAAAAGAAACGAACAGUGUUGAAAUAAAAUAAUAAAUGUAAAUA